This is a messenger RNA of Musa acuminata AAA Group (dessert banana), 1230 nucleotides long. Its product is annotated as E3 ubiquitin-protein ligase ATL6-like. The record is from RefSeq and is a predicted model, not a curated record. The coding region runs from base 1 to 1230 and encodes 409 amino acids. Lineage: Eukaryota; Viridiplantae; Streptophyta; Magnoliopsida; Zingiberales; Musaceae. The transcript has a single exon.
AUGGCGACGACGAGCCGUCACCGUUCGGUUGCCCGACUCGGCGACGGAGGAAGCAUUGGGGCUGUCCUCUUCCUGCUCGCGUUGCUGCCCGACAUCACUCGGUGCGCCGAACCCCCGUUCCCGAACCCCCAGUACGCCCAGGUCAACAACAGCAGCUUCGGCCUCUCGUCGAUUGUCCUCAUCAUCGUCAUGGUCACUUCCUUCUUCCUCCUUGCGUUCUUCACGGUCUACAUCCGUCACUGCGUCGGCCUCCCAAUUCCCAUGGAGGGGCCGGGCACCGGGGAGGGCUCCAUGUCGUUCCGGCGGCGGGCGCCGGUGGGGUUGAGCCCGGAGAUUCUCGAGACGUUCCCGACCAUGGCGUACGCGGAGGCGAAGGCGCUGAUGGUGGGGCGGGGGACGCUGGAGUGCGCGGUGUGCAUCAGCGAGUUCGCGGACGACGAGGCCCUCCGUCUUCUGCCCGGCUGUUGCCACGUCUUCCACCCCGACUGCAUCGACGCCUGGCUCGCCUCCCACAUCACCUGCCCCGUCUGCCGCACCGACAUAGCCGCCGCAGUCGCAGCCGCUGAAGCUGAUGGCGACGGCGAGGAUUUUGACACACCGCCCGACUCCGCUACCGCGGCCGUAGAGCCAGGGACCUGCGACUCGCCCCCGGACCACGUGGUCGAUGUGGACAGGACGCCGACGGAGGAGGAGGCGAUCGAACUGGAGCGGAUAGGGAGCGAGCAGCGGGAGGCGCGGGCCAGAGCGGGACGGUGUCCGCCGACGUCGAAGCUGCCCCGCUGGAACUCGACCGGGCACUCGCUGGGGCAGCUCGGUUCGCUGGAGGACGUCGACCGCUACACGCUGCGGCUGCCGAAGCACGUACGGCGGGAGAUCUUCGCGGCGCUGAGGUUCCACCGGUCAGCGAGCUGUGCCGCGUUCCCGAUCACCGCCAGCGAGGGGAGCUCCCAUCAUGGCCACCGCGGCAGCGCAGAAGGAGGGUUCAGCCGCGGGGGUUGGAGCGUGCGGCAGGCGAUCUCCGACCGUUGGCCUUCCUUCUUCAUCCGGACGGUCUCGUCGACGGUCCCAUCGCGGAAGAGAGGGGACAGCAACGAGGGUUCCACGAAGAAGGUGGACACGGAGGGAUCGUCGGGGGGGAGGUUUGCGUCCGUGUGGUCGCCCUUCGACUGGCUCGUCGGCACCGGCGCAAGGGUAAACGCCGCCGGGCAGGAGCGCGGGCUACCGCGGUGA